This is a messenger RNA of Oikopleura dioica, 1164 nucleotides long. The record is from the annotation of a GenBank genome assembly. Lineage: Eukaryota; Metazoa; Chordata; Appendicularia; Copelata; Oikopleuridae.
AUGAGCUCCCGGGAAAGCUCUCGUCGAGGAUCAAAUGCAUAUUCGCACUCUUCCUUGUCUUCAAAUGGCAGCUCCGUCACAGCAACACGUGAUUUAUGGCGAUUGCGCCAAACCAUGCAUUGCCUUGAAAAAUGCGUCUUCUACCACGGUUCCCUCAAUCGAAAUGCUGCCAGGGAGAAAAUGAGACGCUGUAAGCCCGGCUGCUAUUUGAUAAGAGACUCAAAUGACCCUCAGUAUCUUUUUACGCUCCAACAGACGCUUCAUUUCGUGGGCCCUUGUGCUACGAGAAUCGCUUUUAUACAGGGUCUUUUUCGAUUCCAAGAUUCAACAGGAGUAGAAAACGGCGCGCGCGAGAAUCGUGGAUUUCCCUGUGUCGUCUCUCUGAUUGAGCAUUAUGCUUCAAAAUACCGCGAAAUGGACGUUCUAGCACUUCGUUAUCCGGUCUCGAAGCACGAUGAAAUUCAUGAAGAAGCGGAGGAGCACAAUUGUUUUGUAGAAAGUCCACAUGAUGAUGCAGCAGAAACGCCGAGAAGAAUUCAUCCCGAAUUAGCGGCUAGUUUGGCUGGGUCGACUCAAACUUGCAAUAGCUGCACAAGCCAUUCGGGACCAACGAGGCUAGAAUAUCAGGAUGGCCAACAAAAUGGCCAUCAUGCUGAGCGAGUCAGUAGAAGAGCCAAUUCUGAUGGAGCGAUUGCCACUGGAUUUGCUGAGCAUGGGCGCAGAUCGACAAUUCAUGCGACGGAUAUUUCAACAGAAAUGAGACCCAAUGAUUUGAGGCAGAGUUUGAAUGGGUUGAAAGAGCGCAUGGAAAGUGAGAUCGAAAAGACCAACCAACCGAAUCUCGAAGAAAUCUUCCCUGGAAUCGAGCCGCUCAUCUCCACUGCUCGUCGAAAUUCAGCCGAUCGCCAUUUCAAAAAGGCCUCGCUCGAUCCAUAUUUCACCUGCGAGAGCAUAAUGCAAAACACCCUCCCCACUCAGCAACAAAUCGAAAAGAGCUCUAGAAGAAGCAGCAGAAAAAGCCUCGCUCGAUCGAGAGAAGAACUCGAGGCAGAAAUCGACCGAGAUUACAAUUUUUCCAGCUCGUUGGGAAAUGUGAAGAUUGAUUUGGACGAUUUGGGAGCGAUUCUUGGUGGCACGUCGAUAACUGUAGCAAAUGAUGACUAA